AUGCCUGUUCAUGGACUUGUUUAUUAUACAACCCCUUCUAUGGCUACCUUCUUGGGACCAGCACAAGAUUAUCUUGUAAAGUCAUUUUUGGCUCAAUAUAUGAAAAAAUGGAUCGUUCAGUAUAAACUCUAUCGGAAUGUCCUUUCCCCAAAGAGUUUGGAAUUGUUAAAGCAAAACAUCCAUCCCUAUAUGUAUGCGUGUGUCGAUGAAAUGACCACCGUUGAAGCAGAGCCAGCAUUGGAAGACAUUAUCAUACGUACAAAAUUGUGGACAUUUCGCCAAACGUUUAACAUAGAGGGAGCGAUUUAUGAGGUUGGAGACUUCACAGUGGCUGUUGCCAAUGUUCUUCAGAAGUCAACAUGGAAAGGAAUCGUUUUCCACGUUACUUAUGAUGGUUCUGACGACGUCGAUACUGCUCGGCCCAUCCUCCAAGAGUUUUUUGAUAUUUGCUUCUUCAAAAAUGCUUCAGCACCACCCCCUGUGUAUGAAAACUAUUUUUACCAUUCCAGACAUUCUAUUGAUCCUAAACUCUUUCUUGAAAUUUUCAAGCACAGAGUCGAUAUUUCUACCCCGUCUAGUUUAUCUCAGGUGAAGUCCGAAGCCAGUCCUGUUGGUUGA
This is a messenger RNA of Schizosaccharomyces osmophilus, 618 nucleotides long. RefSeq names its product mediator complex subunit Med20 (gene med20). Bases 1 to 618 code for a protein of 205 amino acids. Gene Ontology annotation, cellular component: mediator complex. NCBI's taxonomy places the organism in Eukaryota, Fungi, Ascomycota, Schizosaccharomycetes, Schizosaccharomycetales, Schizosaccharomycetaceae. Gene Ontology annotation, biological process: regulation of transcription by RNA polymerase II. The record is from RefSeq and is a predicted model, not a curated record. Gene Ontology annotation, molecular function: transcription coactivator activity. The transcript has 3 exons.